Bufo gargarizans (Asiatic toad) is the source of this 857-nucleotide messenger RNA. RefSeq lists its product as uncharacterized. Lineage: Eukaryota; Metazoa; Chordata; Amphibia; Anura; Bufonidae. Bases 94 to 849 code for a protein of 251 amino acids. The transcript has 3 exons. The record is from RefSeq and is a predicted model, not a curated record.
CUAGCACAGGCUUCAGCUGCGGCCUAGAAGAGUAUGGAGUCUACAUAACUACAGCAUUGAAGAAAGAAGCCUACAGUUCCUGAACGUGAUACUAUGGACUCCUCCAACAAAAAGCAUGGAGUCCAUAAACUCAGUCAUGAAAUUUCAAGAUUAAGUUCUGAAAAUGAUCAACUUCGGAAAAUGGUGGGCCUCAUGCAAGAAAACGUUGAAUUACGUUUUGUACUACAGGAACAUGAAGACCAUGUCAAGUCAUUCUCACCACCUCCACCAGCCGAACAAAGCCAAGUAACUGAUUCCUCGAAGGAUGAUGCUUCCAGCUUUGUAGAUGACAACAAAAGCCUGCAGAAGCCUGUAUACAACAGCAGCCUGAAUAUGGGGGGCCUUGGGAUAAGCAGCCACUGUGACAGGCACAGGAGUAAACAAGUGUCCAUGAAAGGAUAUGAAACUUCAGGAAGUUCUUCUCUGCAGGAAAAUGAGAGCCGUAAGUCUUUCUCACCACCUUCACCAGCAGCAAAAAGACAAGCUGAUUAUCAACAAAUUGCUGAUUCCAUAAAGGAUGAUUUCAAAUCUGCAGAUGACAAGAGAAGUCUAUACAAGCCUUCAAAGAACAGAAGCCUAUACAUUGAGGGACAUGGGAUGAGCGGCCAUAUUGACAAACCAAGGAGCAAACACGUGUCCAUGAAAGGAUAUGAAUCUUCAGGAAGUUCUUCUGAUUCUCUCAGUGAUCAUCAUGGAAAAGAGCAAAGGAAACUUGUAAGCAGUGUCACCAAACUACUUGGUCACGAGAGAGGAACCACAGGAUCAAGCCAUUGCCUCCAAUUAGAGAGAAGAAUGGCACAUUACAAAUAGAAAACUGG